This is a messenger RNA of Salvia miltiorrhiza (redroot sage), 1656 nucleotides long. RefSeq lists its product as uncharacterized. The coding region runs from base 480 to 1421 and encodes 313 amino acids. Gene Ontology annotation, biological process: negative regulation of translation; mRNA catabolic process. Lineage: Eukaryota; Viridiplantae; Streptophyta; Magnoliopsida; Lamiales; Lamiaceae. Gene Ontology annotation, cellular component: P-body; CCR4-NOT complex; CCR4-NOT core complex. The record is from RefSeq and is a predicted model, not a curated record. The transcript has 9 exons.
AUAUUUGAAACAAUUAAGAAUAUGAUUGCUACAAAGUUAUGAAUUUGUGAAACGAAUCACAAAUUCACAAUGAGUAGAUUAUAACAACACAAUCUUAAUAAUCCCUAAUUAUUAUCCUAAUCCGUCCAAAAUAUGCAUCUCUCCUAUAACUCAAAACCCCCUUCCAUUUUCCUUUUUAUAAGUGUUUCCUACAUCUCAUUCCCAUAUCUGCAGUGGCUGCGCGUGUCAAACACCACAUCCGGAGUCCACUAACGCAUCGCUCAUCCAAUUCUCCACCGGAAGCACUGUUCGCGACGGCGGCGCGUGCGGAACACUCAGCUGACGCAUUCCUGUACAGGUGUCGAGCAGCGACGCGCAUGAACGGCACGUGUUGCCCAAUCUCCCCUCCCUCCCACUCGAAACGUAAAUCGGAAAAGCAAGGAGCCCUUGGCAUCGAAAUAUUGUUCAAUUGCGAGUAAUUUGCGAGAGAAUUGGAUAAAAUGGCAACCCUUCCUCCGCCGCUGAACUUGAAAGCCGCCCCCUUUGAGGCUACCGGCAGCUCCUCCUCCGCCGCCAACAAAGACCGCAGGAUGCAAUCCGCCGAGCAGUUGGUUCUCGAUCUCUGCAAUCCGGAUCUCCGAGAAAAUGCUCUGCUCGAACUUUCAAAGAAGAGAGAACUUUUUCAAGAUUUGGCUCCAUUGCUGUGGAAUUCCUUCGGCACCAUUGCUGCUCUUCUGCAGGAAAUCGUCUCCAUUUACCCAGUUUUAUCACCGCCGAAUCUGACUCCUGCACAGUCGAAUAGAGUUUGCAAUGCACUUGCUUUACUUCAGUGUGUGGCCUCACAUCCAGACACAAGAAUGUUAUUCCUCAAUGCGCACAUUCCUCUGUACUUGUAUCCUUUCCUUAAUACGACCAGCAAAUCAAGGCCCUUUGAGUAUCUGAGGCUUACAAGUUUAGGCGUGAUAGGUGCUUUGGUCAAGGUUGAUGACACCGAAGUUAUCAGUUUCCUUCUGUCUACGGAGAUCAUUCCCUUGUGCUUGCGCACUAUGGAGAUGGGAAGUGAAUUGUCUAAGACAGUGGCAACUUUCAUUGUGCAAAAGAUUUUGCUUGAUGAUGUAGGCUUAGAGUAUAUAUGCACCACCGCGGAGCGUUUUUUUGCAGUAGGUAGAGUGCUGGGGAACAUGGUUGCUGCACUGGCCGAACAGCCUUCGUCUCGGUUGUUGAAACACAUAAUUAGAUGCUAUCUUCGAUUGUCCGAUAAUCCAAGAGCUUGCGAUGCCCUGAGAAGCUGUCUGCCCGACAUGCUUAGAGACGCGACCUUCAGUAGCUGCCUUCGUGAGGAUCCGACUACAAGGAGGUGGCUGCAGCAAUUGCUUCACAACGUGCAAGGGCCUCGGGUUGCGAUGCAAGCAGGUGGUUUUGAUCAUAUGAUGGUUAAUUAAGCUGCGGCAUAUAAUAUUUCAUAUGUCAUCUCUCUUUCUCUCUCUACAUAUAUAUAUUUACAUAGUUUCUACAUUUAUGACUGAUUUUAGCUUCGGAGUUAACCCCAAAACUAGAAUCUUGAAAACUUAUGAUAGCUUUCAUCAUCAUGGCUUGCAUUAUUAUCUGUGAGUCUGUGACUGACGAUGUAGUUUACUCACAUUUUUUAUCUUUAAAUUAUCUAAUCGUGUUUGGCAA